AUGAAGAAUGUAUUUGAUGACCCAGAAUUUACCAAAUUUUAACUCAAGUAAUUGAUGACUAUGGAUCUACAAGAUCAAACAGGUUAUAUGUAUAAAAUGAUGGAAUAUAUCUCCAAAGUUCAUUAGAACUACUUCAAAAGGUUGACUGAUUCUCUACUUGAUGUUUAAAGAAGGAACAUUUAAAUUUAUCCUAGAUUUUACAAGAAAUUCGAAUUGAAACGCUCAAAAAUAUUGGAAAAUAAGUUGAUAAAACAAGAACAUAUUAAAGAAGUUAAUCUUUAACUUAAAGUUGAUGAUAAUCAAAAUAAGAGAGAUAAAAAUUAAAUUAAUCUUACCUUUGAUAAAAAUAAAGACACUUACUUUUGCAUCACAGAUUUUAAUACAUAUUAUUUGAACUAGUUUUAAUAUUAUGAAUAUAGCUUUGAUGUAAAAUUGGAUACAGCAUAUUGUAAUCCAUCAACCUUUUAACUUUUUAAGACAGGAUGGGUUAAUUCUGGUAUAUAUGAUAAGUAAUCUAAAAGGUUUAGUAUAUUUGAAGAUAUUGAUUGA
Molecule: messenger RNA, 549 nt
Organism: Stylonychia lemnae
Lineage: Eukaryota; Ciliophora; Spirotrichea; Sporadotrichida; Oxytrichidae
Source: the annotation of a GenBank genome assembly